Messenger RNA from Scomber japonicus (chub mackerel), 2708 nucleotides. RefSeq names its product folylpolyglutamate synthase, mitochondrial-like. Gene Ontology annotation, biological process: tetrahydrofolylpolyglutamate biosynthetic process. The coding region runs from base 380 to 1984 and encodes 534 amino acids. Gene Ontology annotation, cellular component: cytosol; cytoplasm; mitochondrion. The transcript has 15 exons. Gene Ontology annotation, molecular function: ATP binding; tetrahydrofolylpolyglutamate synthase activity. The record is from RefSeq and is a predicted model, not a curated record. Lineage: Eukaryota; Metazoa; Chordata; Actinopteri; Scombriformes; Scombridae.
GAAUUUUAAUGCACUUGUUGCCAUAAACUGCUUCAUUGUACUUUGUUUCAAGAUAACACUCCUCUCAUUCAUUUUGAAUAUGCUUUCAGCUCCUUUAGUGAAAAUCAGGGAUGAAUAACUUGCUGAGAUAAGUGUUUUGACAGCUCUGGUGAUUCGCUUUUAUGAGGCAGAAAUCUUAUGCAAACAAUUGCUCUGAGCUGGAAAAAAAGGCAGGAACCUGAUCACACCAGUUUGCUAUCUGAGCGUGUUCAGCCCUUCACAGUACCACCAACAUAGGUUAUAACUGGCUAAUUUCCAUUCUACUGGAUUCACCUGCACGUGAAUUCACAUUAGUGUAGUUUUCAUGUAGCUGUUAAUUCACUGAUAAGGCUUUAGCACCAUGUUACUGGGUCAAACUACUGUCAUGAACAGGCGUGCAACAUUUCAAGGAGCUCUAUGUGUCCUGAACAGCCUGCAGAAUAAUGCUGGAGUUUUGGAGAGACUGAAAGCACGCCAAGACAAUCCUGCUGUGCAGUUCCAGGCCAUGCAGGGAUUCCUCCAUCGGACCGGCAUCACUGUGGGUGAACUGGACAAGCUCAACAUUGUCCAUGUUACUGGGACUAAAGGAAAGGGGUCAACAUGUGCUUUCAUUGAGAGGAUACUGAGGAAUUAUGGCUUUCGGACUGGAUUUUACAGCUCUCCACACUUGGUUCAUGUCAGAGAGAGAAUACGCAUCAAUGGAUGGCCGAUCAGCAAGAAGCUUUUCACCAAGUACUUUUGGGAGGUGUACGAGCGGUUAGAGGACACAAAGGACAUCCAUGGAGGCAGCAUGCCCUUCUAUUUCCAGCUCCUGACUCUGCUGGCAUUCCAUGUUUUCCAACAAGAGCAGGUGGAUUUGGCAGUGAUUGAAGUGGGGAUAGGAGGGGAGUAUGACUGCACAAACAUAAUCAGGAAGCCAUGGGCAUGUGGGGUCACAUCUCUCGGGUUUGAUCACUGCAGUCUGCUUGGAGACACUGUGGAGAAGAUAGCCUGGCAGAAGGCGGGAAUAUUCAAGCCAGGUGUUCCAGCGUUCACUGUCAGACAACAAGCCGGCCCUCUGGGAGUCCUGCAGGACAGAGCUCAACAGAUUGGGUGUCCUCUGUGGGUCUGUCCUGAGCUGGAUCAGUAUGAGGCUGCGAUCGGUCCUGUGAGUCUGGGACUGGCGGGGAAGCACCAGCGCUUAAACGCAUCACUCGCCCUGCAGCUCAGCUACAGCUGGCUGCAACGCCAUGAGGCUGUACAGAAAGGAAAUGACCAGAGUUUAGCUGAAGCUGCCGGCAAACCAGACUCCCAGGCCGUCACUUUUCAGCCCAGCACAGCUAUGCUGCAAGGUCUGAAGGAGACAGAGUGGUUAGGACGAAACCAGAUGCUGAGGCAUGGCUCUGUCACAUAUUACCUGGAUGGAGCUCAUACCACAGCCAGCAUACAGGCCUGUGUCCGCUGGUUCAUCCAGGAGAUGCUGCAGAGAGACCAGACUCGGGGCCCUGGUCUUAAAAUCCUGCUAUUUAACACAACAGGAGAAAGGGACUCUGCUUCUUUACUCAGACUGCUGGUGCCCUGCCAGUUUGACUACGCUCUGUUCUGCCCCAACAUCACUGAAACACCUACAGACAAUACAGCUCAACGCAGUGCCAGUGUGAAUGUGCAGCACAUGUUGGCACGCUGCAGAGCAAACCAGAGCAGCUGGCAGAGCCUGAACACCACAGAAAUAAUACAUCGCCACCUGCUGACCAACUGCAGGAAUCACAGCCUGGUGUUCCCCUGCAUCGUGAGCGCCCUCCAGUGGAUCAGUCAGGGAACAGAGUUGGUGUCAGUCCCUGCUGGAUCAAAGAGUUCAUGCCGGAUCCCUCCUCCUGAGUCCACUGACAAGCUGAGGGAGGCAAGUCACAUUUCUGUUCUGGUGACGGGCAGCUUGCACCUGGUGGGAGGAGUGUUGAAACAUCUGGAACCUUCACUCGACUCAUAGUGGAUCAGAAAUGACUGAUUGCGGUUUUAUUACUAUUUUAAUACCAAUCAGAGGACUUUAUACUCACAGUGAGUCUUGUAGGGUUUUAUGUUUAUGGUAACUACUGAUGACAAAUUUAACAUUUAUGUUAUUUAAUGUCAGUAUCAAUACAAUAUUUCUGGGAACUUCAUAUAAUCUUAUUGUUUCUUUUAUUGUUAUUUUAUAGUCUUAUUGUGCUAUUGUUACUUUAUUAUGAUAUUUCUACAAUAUCUCUCAGGAGAUACUUAUGUGUAACAGUCACCAUAAGUAAAGCACUACUCCUUUUGUAACUGCUACACAACAAUAUAAUGCUCUACUAUAUAGAUAUACAUAUAUUCAUAGACAUCAUUUACAUUUAUUUGGUUUUAUAUGGUAGAAUAUCAAGUAAAGUCUCAUAAUUGUAAGAUCAGUAUUGGCUGUAUAGUGGCCUGUAAUAAUAAUAACAACAAGAAAUUCCAAGAAUACGAAGUGUGUGUUUAUGGUUUUCAACAGUAGGUUUAAUAGUGAAUGCUAUGUAGAAGAGGUAAUUUGCUUAUUGGGACCAUGUACAGUGUUAAACAUAAAUAUUACCAUUUGAUGUACUGUACUUAUAGCUCAUUUCCAUCUGUACUCCCUUCAAUAGGUCAAUAUGAAAAUAUAAAACAGCACAAUAACAAACAGUACAAAGCAAACACAAAAUACCAAGCUACACACAAAGACACAUCAU